Messenger RNA from Darwinula stevensoni, 964 nucleotides. Lineage: Eukaryota; Metazoa; Arthropoda; Ostracoda; Podocopida; Darwinulidae. The record is from the annotation of a GenBank genome assembly.
AUUAAAUAUAUCUCUUUUGACAAGGAAAUGCUCUCACUGAUCAGGGAAGGAGCAUAUCUACCUUGAUACACAAGAGUCUGGUUGCUGCUGACAUCCUCUUGUUUUCAUAUUAUGUACCAUACCGCGUUGAGAACAAUAAGCUAAUCAUUACUCAGAUUGGUAGAUGAAAAUAAGUUUAGCUUUUUUUAAUGUCUCAUCCAUUUCAACUGCACAGGGUGUCCCAGGGGAGAAUCUUAAGAUCUAAGAAAAUGUACAAUGCAUUUAAGUGCAUAUGUCUGGCAUACUUUGCAAAUACUCUGCAGUCCAUGCUAUACUUAUGUAUGUGUGUAUUGAUCCCCAAGCUUUCUUGAUUUUAUCUCCAGUAAGUAGGCUUGAACAUAGCUGCCAUGUUUAGGGAUUUCUGGCAUGUAAUGUAUGAAAGGAAGGUUCACUGUAUUACUCCCAUAAAGGUGCUGAUCCUUGUCUCACAUGCUUUUUUAAUGGGAUAGAUAUUUGAUUUUUUAUUUUGUCUGCUAGGAUUUUGAAUCCUUGGCUUUAAGCCUGUCACAAAAGAGGGAAGUGCAUUGAGGACUAUAUGUGUUAACCUGUGGUGUGUCUCCUUCCCCUGAGACGGGUGCCCCUUUCCUGACAGGCGGAUGAGAGCUGGCCCUGCCGAGACCCCGGUCGCAGCAGUCGAGAACGUGCCGACGAUCGUCGCCGGGUGCGGCGACACGGCUCGAGCUCCGAUGAGGAUUCAAACAGACGCCUGAGCCGGGAUAGAAGUCGAGAGCGGAGGGAUCGCGAUCGUCAUCGCAGCUCCAGCCGGGACCGGAAGAGGAGACCUGGCGAUCGGAGACAGGAUCGUCGCCGCAGACGUUCUCGCAGCCAGGAUAGGGCGGAGUCGUGAUCGGGACCGAUCUCCUCAGCGUCGAUCUCCCUCCCCCAGACGUUCACAAUCCCAAAGCAAGGGCAAGGCUGCUGAUGA